CUGAUUUUUUAUUGUAGUGUGUUGCAUUCGUAAACUGUUAUUCAAGCAGUUGUAUGUUCACCAUUAGAAUUCUACUACUUAUAGCUGAAGGAAAUUUUUUAAAUGAUUCAUUAACUGUGUAUUCAUCAGCAAACUGACCAGUGUACAUGUACUGAUCAUCUCAGACUCAUAAUAAGGUACUUGAAGUUAACUGAAUAGAGAGCAUGUUACCUAGGAAACAGAAGAAACCAACAUAAACCCUGACUUUCUUGAGGGUCUGGUAGUUGGGAUGGGAAUGCCUGAAGCAAGGGUUACAGUCAAGGAGGCAAAAGUAACUAAACCCAAGUCCCCUAGUCCCUCCCCUCAUCUAAAUGAAAAGCAUCUGUUAUACAAAUUUGAUAAGGAAAAAUUAACAAAGGAUAAAACUCGGAUGCAGAAUUUUCCACCAGAAGUUUCUACAAGGAGUGAUACAGACACAUCUGUAGAGCUCCCUCUAGCAGUAAAAGCAGUGCCUAAAAGAGUUAUGAUUAGAAAAGAUUCCCAAGGAGAUGCUUCAUCAAGUGACCGAUCUUCGGUCUCACCAUGCACUGAUGCUAAAACUUCUCAGUCUACAGGUGUAACUCAAAAGCCUGCUAAAAUGGAAUCCACAAAUUCAACUAGUAUUCAGGAUUCUGUAUCUACUCGUAGUGGUUUCUCAAAGAACUUAGGUGCAAAAUCCACACAAUUUAAGGAGAAGUUAAAAAGAGAAGAAAGUACAGAUGGUGAACGAGGUUGUCACAGUGAUCAGGAGAUGUACCUCAUGCAUAGAGAGCAACUGGAAUCCCAGUAUGGACAACAUGAUGGGUAUUUUAGUGACUGGGAAGCUGUAACUCAAAAAGAAAUGUCUCAUAGUAACCCCCAUGCACCUUAUUCUGCAUCUAUGUCUAGAUCCUUUCACGAAGAGGAACAAGUUGCAAUGAGAAUACUAUCAACUACUGCAGAUGGUCAAGUACCAGCUGUUCACAAUAGUUCUUCUCCCUAUAAUCAUCCCCAAGGUCCACCAUCUAGGUGGGAGAAAAGCCCUCAGAGAUUAUCUCCUGUGGCAAUGGACUUUAUUGAUAACAGCUCUGAUAGACAAGAACAACCACAAAAUGUUGAAAAAGAUCAGCAAUCAAGACCCUCUCCUCUUCCUAACCUUCAACUUCCUGGGACUGAGAACUCUAUGGAUAUUAUCCUUGUACCUGAAAUGCAGAGUCAACUUGAAUCCAGUUUAUCUCAUGGAUCAACAGAACCUGUUAGAGUCCCACUACAGUCCCAAUAUCAGCAUAUGCAGUACAGUUUAAGUCAGUCUCCAUCUUCUAGUACCAUCCCCAAAAGGCCCAUUGGAGUUUCUCCACCCAUCAACAAAAGAUUUCCUCUCCAUCAUUUGGCACCUCUUCAGGAACUGCCACAAAUCAUGCUUCCUCCUCAAGCCCCUAUUCCCAGGCUUCAUGCUCAACCACUGCCUUCUACAAGACCUAGAUCACCAAGACUCUCCUCUUCUCAGCAGCUGGGAUUUCAAUUUGUUAGGGGUCCUCCACCUCCCCCUUACCCAGGCUUUUCUGCAGAAGUUCCUCCAAAGUUUCACAACACUGCACUAAGUGUUCAGGAUUCACAAGUGUAUCUUCCACAAUCAAAAGUACCACCUCCAGCUAUGCGCUAUCCUCCAACUACUGUAUACCAUCAUUCUCCAAGAGCACUGCCUUCACAAUGGAAUGUUCCUCAUUAUCCUACCUACUACAAUGAAUCUAAAGAUAAGCAACCACUUUCUCUUGCUGCUGUCCACACUCGAAGUUCAAGACCUUCUAACCCCACUGGCUUAGGUCCAAGUUAUCUUCCUAACCUUCAGCCUUACUCACCAGCUACUACUCAUAUGCACACUAUUAGACCUGUUCAGGAAGUGUCAUCUCAUUUCACUACACCAACCACAGGGCCUCACACUACUCUUCCACAAGAUGUUAAUGAGACUGGUCAACCAAUACAAGUCAGAAGGUACUAUGCCCCUCCCUCCACCAGCUACAGAGUUUCUCAGGAAACAUUGCCAGAAGGCAGACUACCUGUUGGUACAGGUCCUCAGGCAGGAGGUUCAGAAACUGACCAGCAUAGGUCACAAGUUCAGUCAAGUCAGCAGUUUCAGAGGUACAGCCCAGUUGGAACUCCAGGAUUAGCAAAUCAACUGUCUGUAGCUCGAGAAGAAUUUUUCUCUUCUGGUAAUAGUAAUGGCAGCUGGAAACUUGCAGUACCUCAUACUGGAAGUCACCAAAACAGGCAAGCUAGUUGUAGCUCAGUGUCUGAUAAAACCAGUCCACGACAGAGUAAUGACAUGGAAUACUGCCAGUCAGGCUCUUCUGUGAAUUCUUUUUGUCCAUCUAGUGGCAGUGACAGACCAGCUAGUGUCCGUUCAUCCCUUUCCCACCCCUCCUCAAGGCCAUCAUCCUUUUCAAGUAUGAACUCCACAUCUCCAGAGUGUUCUAUGGGACAACUGCCUGGUCCACCUCAUGGAGACCCACGAUACUGUUAUGCUAAUGGAUCUGAAGGAUGUGGGAAUGUUUCUUCUUCUGUUCAAGGCCCUUCUGCUAGAAAUUUAGUGCCAUCAUCGAGAGAAAUAUCUCAUUACCAAGAUAAAGCACCAUCUUCUUGUCCUCCUCCAUUACCUCCAAAACCUUCCUUCCAAAUAUCUGGCUUAGCCAAUGGAAAAAUUCUGGACAGUCAGUCACAUCUCCCAAAUUACAGGUUAUUACAUGGUGGUACUAGAGAAUAUAGCCAGCCUCAAGAGCAGCAGCAUUCAGAGCACAUGGAGAACAAUAAACAUGUAGCAGAGAGAUUGCAUGAUAUUAAUUUUUCUCCCAUUUCAGUUGUCCCUUUCUCCAAAAGUGAAAACCAAGAGGGAGAACCUCUAUCAUGUCAGAUUAAAAAAGUGACCAGAAUUGUAUCAGAAGGUGAAGAUGCUUCCUUGUGUUCUAAUAAUGGUGCCAGAACUAUAAAUUCCCUUACAGCCUUAGAAACUCAGCUUUCUCCUAAUGGUAGUGCUAAUAUCCCUUCUUCAGACAAUUUAGUCAGUAGUUCUGCAAGUAAACAAGAUAAAAGUCAACUUUCUCCAAAAUCCCAGAAGAAGCCUAUUACCUGGAUCUUUGGUACUCACAAGAAUCCACAAGUGUUUCCUGUGGUGAUAACAAAAAAUCCUGGGUUAGGCUUUAGUAUUGCAGGAGGAAUUGGAAGUCCCAGAAACCCUAAUAAACCUCAUGACACAGGCAUCUAUGUAGUGCAUGUUCUAAGCAAUGGACCAGCUAGUCCAGCCCUGAAACCAGGAGAUAAAAUUCUUCAGGUGGAUGGUAUUGACCUUACCAACCUGAGUGGUGAACAAGCUAAUGCAGUUUUACAGAGUACUGGUACAAGUGUGUCAAUGAUGAUUUCUAGAGAAUAAGGAGACAGGUGAGGAUCAGGAAGGAGAAAAAUUUCAUUCAGUUCAUCAAUCAUUAAACAAGUCUAGGAUUACAGACGCAAAUAUAGAAAAACAAAUAUUCUCUCUAGAAUCCUGAGGUGAUUAAGAAAGCAGAAGACAGCAAAGGUUGUUGGGUAUGAAUUUAUGUUUCAGAAACUUGUAGUUUUGUUAAAAAGGUUAAAAGAUAUUUUGUACUUCUUGAGUAACAAUAAUUUUGUUCGGCCAAAAAAGGUGGAAGAAAUGUUUAGAAAUCUGCAACAGUUAGUCCUUUUGUUUUCAACACAUACACACACACAUACAUAUAUAUGUAUUAGGAGAGAAAUGAUUUGAAAAUCUUUUUAUGUUGUUAAACGUUUUUGAUAAUAUUAUAAGCUUUUGUUGCUGAUGAAAUGCAGCAUAUGUUACUGACUAAGUGGAUUGUUUUCAGUACUGUAAGUAUUAGUAAAAGAAUCAACUUUAGAUAUAUAUAUAAAUCAAAAACAUUACAA
Messenger RNA from Limulus polyphemus (Atlantic horseshoe crab), 3927 nucleotides. RefSeq lists its product as uncharacterized. The transcript has 9 exons. The coding region runs from base 269 to 3421 and encodes 1050 amino acids. Gene Ontology annotation, cellular component: adherens junction; postsynaptic membrane; postsynaptic density. Lineage: Eukaryota; Metazoa; Arthropoda; Merostomata; Xiphosura; Limulidae. Gene Ontology annotation, molecular function: protein binding. The record is from RefSeq and is a predicted model, not a curated record. Gene Ontology annotation, biological process: neurotransmitter receptor transport, endosome to postsynaptic membrane; neurotransmitter receptor transport postsynaptic membrane to endosome.